This is a messenger RNA of Thamnophis sirtalis, 3386 nucleotides long. The record is from RefSeq and is a predicted model, not a curated record. NCBI's taxonomy places the organism in Eukaryota, Metazoa, Chordata, Lepidosauria, Squamata, Natricidae.
GUAAACCUCCUGAGAAGCUUGACAGUUCAACGGAGAACCUGAUCCCAGGUUUUCAGGCAGCACCUUCCGCAGCGCAGUUGGAUGCCUUCGGCUCUUCUCCUCUUGCACCCAUAUCAGUUGAAAAAACAAAAGAUAUUCUGGAUACCAGCCCUCCACUUCUGGUUGUUGCUGACCCUUUCAUUCCUCUUCCACUGUUAGAUACACCAGCUUCCUUACCAGAAAAACUGAUUGAGGGUCUGAAAUCACCUGAGCCUCCGCUCCUGCUCCCCGAUCUCCUGCCUCUGGCCGAUCCCUUUGGUAGCACCUCCGAUGCUCUGAAUGGAAAAGCUGACCUCGCUGCCGAGAGCCUCAUCCCUGGCCUGGAGGCUCCUGUGCCCCAGCUCACGUCCUCCCAGGCAGAUUCAGUGGCUUCUAGCAGAGCAGAUUCAAUCACUGUGGAUGACUCCUUGCUUGAUUGCUCUCUGCUUUCUAACCCUGGCACUGAUCUCCUGGAUGAGUUCGCUCCUUUAGCUGUUUCAUCCCAAACUCACAAAGAAGAUACUAACCUGAUAUCAGGCUUUGAUGUCCCUGGGGGCACUGAAAAAGUGACAGAAGAUGAGUUUGACCCCAUCCCUGUGUUAAUAUCCAAAAAUUCACAAGGACUGCAGGGGAAGCCAGCUGCCUAUUUCAUGGUCAGUCCUGAGCAAGAGCGAAGGCCGGGGGCCGCCGGUUCCUUGCUAUCGAAUAAGCCCCAGCCGAGCCAACUCGUAGGAGAAGCCGAUUUCCUCGUGAGGGAUGGUCUCUCCAGCAACAGCUCCUUCCACAGCAGCGAAGGAGAAGGGACCGACCACGAGGGAGACAUCCUGGACUGCAGUGGAUCCAGACCUCUGCUGAUGGACUCGGAUGAGGAAGAGGAGGCUUGUAAAAUGAACCCCCGUCUGCAGGAGAGGGGAGGAGGUUCUCCCAAGGACCUGAACCUCCAACCGGCCCAGAAUGCGCCAGGGCCGGUUCUCUUCGAUGCUUUCCCACAACGAGCUGCGGGAAGGUCCGAAGAAGACACCGAUGUGUUUGCCACGGCCCCUUUCCGAGGCUCUAAAAGCUACUGUGAUGACUUGGACAUUUUCACGAAUGCCCCCUUUCUCUCCAAAAGCCAGGGGUUCUCUCAGCAGCUGGACGAAGGCGACGUGUUCCUUAAAGCUCCAUUCACCAAGAAGAAAAGCCAGGAGGAGCUGGCGGCACAACCUCCUGCCACUGGACCAUUCCUGGGCGCAUCUGGAGUUGCUCAAUACGCAUGUGCCCCUACCUUCCAGAACCUAGAUGUGGGAACCCAUGGCUCCCUCCUUCCCCAGGGUCAGUAUUCGGGAGCCUCAUCGGUUAAGCCCUCCAGAGCAAGUGAUGGCCCAGAGGCCCACCCUCCCAAAGGCACUUCUGGAGAACUCGGCCCUGUUGCCAACGACACACUCCAAAGACACGUGGGCCUCCAGGAAGGCUUCUUGGGAUCACAGACCAGCCCACCUUUCCACCCACAGUCCUUAGCAAAAUACUCCCGACACUACAGCCCAGAAGGCAGGCCACGAGCCAGUGCCGAACCCAUAGCGGCUUACAAAGUCGUAUCUCAGACUAACAGGCAGGUGAUCGCUGGGUCGGUUUCUAUCGCCUCUCUUUCCUCCAGGACUAAAGAACUUCCCACUACUGACCCAUUUGCUUCUGCCCCCUUUCCUUCCAAACUGGGGAAGCAGAAGCCCUAAAUGGUUUCUCUGGUGGCUUCCUUCCAGCAUGUGGCUUCUGAUCGGACUGGUAUCUUCUUCUUAAGAACGUGCAAACGGACUCCAUGAAAUGGAACACACCCUCUCUACUUCAACCAUCAUGCUCAACACUCUUGCUGUGGUGGGACCUUCCUGGCUCCUAGGAAGACUUCUCCUCAGAGCCCCAUGGAGGCUUUUGGGUUGGUUCUGCAGCCACUAUCAGCUGACCAACACAUUUUCCAGUCUAAAACUGUUUGGGUAAAUAUUUAUCCUUAAGCCAGUAAUCCCGCAGGCGAUCUAGUAGAUAGGACCUGUUCUACCUUGAUUGAAGGUUCACGGAACAUCUCCACAUCGUGUCAAAUGCGUCUGUACCAGGAAAAGAAACGAUAACCAAAUGGAAGAUUAUUUAUUUUGUUUUCUUUGGCCUACCAAGAAGCCGAGAGGACUCUACUUCUUCCUACUAUUUCUGGAGUAAAUUCUCCAUUGGAAACCGGAGUCAUCUUCUUCAAUGUGCAUUUUCAGUUCUUUUUAUCUGAAUUGAAUACCUAUCCUGAGCCAUGUUCUAGGCGAACGUUGGCUGGGAUUUAGUCUUACCCGACAGUAUAACAGACAGUUGUGCAGGCUACAGACCGUUUCUGUUAUUUGCUGUUCUUUGCAUAAGCCUGGGAAGGCUGGUAGUUUAAAAGAGGUUUUGCUGGCUUUUUAAAGGGGAGUUUUUGUAACUUUUGCAAAGCUUUCCCAUCAUUUGCUCUCUUCCCCCCCCCCUUUUUUUUUUGUGCAAAACCAGUUUUUUCCUUCCUAUGAGAGAUCAUCCCAAAAAUUGUUAAGGGAAAAUUCCUACGUCCUUGGCUUUGAACUCCACUUUCUCCAGGGCUGAAUUUUCUAGCUUUAUACUUCCAAAGCCACCUGUUUUUCCCCUCCUUUUGCCACCGAACCCCUGAAUUUGCUGUCCCCUCUGGAUCUGAAAAAGUGCUUUACCCAGCAGUCACGGCUUCCAACGCUGCGGAACGAAAGCAAGCAGCCUUUCCCUGUGUUUAACCCUUGAGGAAUGAUGCACUUUUUCUGAGCCUUUGCAAACCACGAGAUAAGCCUUGUUCCACUUUCUCUGCCUCCUCUCCUCUGCCCCCCAUUCGUGGAUAGGGUAGGAAAGGAAAAUCAGACAUCCCUCUUCCCUGUGUUCGUUCAUGUGUAACUCUGCCCCCCAAAUUGGUGCACUUGGUCUGAGCGUGCCCCUUCGCACUCCUGAAUGUGAUAAUUCAGACCUUUCUAUCGUUCUAUGGGUUUGUUCUGUCCUGGCGGAAGGGCAGGGGAGUUGCGAGUAAGAGGGCACAUUGGGGGUGGGUCCUCUUUGAUACUAGCUUCUCUCAAAUGUAUACCCUCCACCUGAGCUAGAUUUCAAAUUUCAUAAUCUCCACCCUACCUGGCUCACCCCAAUUAGGUUGCACCUGUUCGAUACACAUGAUUGAGCUCAUUUGCAACUUUGGGUGCAGUUACAUCUCUUGGAUGUUCAGAGUCGAUCCUUGUUUUUUGUUUGGCACUGGACAGAUGACCAAUGAAAUGCUUCCCCCCUGAGUGAUUUUUUUAAGGUGUUCAAUCAGCUAACUAUGCAGGAUGGAUCUCUCCCUUCUGCAAAAUGUCUCUAACAGCAUUUGAAAGUGGAAA